UCUUUACUGUAAAUUAUUAUCAAUUUAAAUUUACGCUACAAAUAGAGAAUGGAAGCUGACUGAUAGUUACCGUAUAAUUCCUAAAUUUAAAUGUAUGUUGUAUCUUUUAGGUAACUGCAUCUACUGUGGUGUGUUCCAAACAUUUUAAAACUGAGGAUUACAACUGGACACCACUAAGAAAGAGACUGAAAAGUGAUUCUAUUCCAUCAGUUUUUAAUUGGGUAGAACAAACAACUCCAAGAAGACCAUUGAAAAGAAAAAUUCUUUCACCAAAGAAAAUGCUCAUUGAAAGUAGUGUCCAUAAUGAAGACGAGGAAGAUAUUACAACAAGCACUGAUUGCCUGCCAUCUACAUCUGUGUCUUCAGAAACAGACGAGGAAAGUGAUAUUAAAAGGCUGAGGUUAGAACUGGUCGAGGCCAAAAAAAGAUGUCAAGACCUUGAGGCUCAGCUGAGCUUAGAAAAAUUUGGCAUUGAGCGAUUCAGUAAAGACGAUUCACUCAUGCUGUUUUACACAGGAUUUACUUCUUACAAACAUUUUUAUUUAUUUUAUCGUUGCGUUGAACCAAACGCAAAAACUAUGGUCAGUGCAUAUUACCAGGGAACACCUACAUUUAGUUUAGCUGGAAGAAAACGGAACAUGUUAUUAAUUGAUGAACUGUUUAUGUUCUUAUGCAGAUUAAGGGUAGGUCUAUUAGAACAAGACCUUGGUGUCAGAUUCAACUGUUCUAUAUCGACUGUUAGCCGAAAAAUAAUAACAUGGGUUAACUUUCUGUAUAUGGUUUUGGGCAGGAUACCACUUUGGAUGUCUCGGGAAGCUAUUAAUGAAUGCAUGCCCGAGUGUUUUAAAGUACUGUAUCCAAAAACAAGAGUUGUGAUAGAUUGUACGGAAAUUAAGACUCAGCAGCCUUCAUCUCUUGUUUUAAAUUCUCAGAUGUAUUCAAAUUACAAAGGGUCAUGCACAUUUAAAUGUUUGCUUGGUGUAGCACCCCAUGGGCUUAUAACAUUUGUGUCACCAUUAUAUACUGGAUGCAUGUCAGAUGUUGAGAUCACUAAACUUUCUGGUCUCCUUGAAUUUCUGGAAAAUGGAGAUGAUGUGAUGGCUGAUAAAGGAUCACAUUGA
Molecule: messenger RNA, 1121 nt
Organism: Ruditapes philippinarum (Manila clam)
Lineage: Eukaryota; Metazoa; Mollusca; Bivalvia; Venerida; Veneridae
Exons: 2
Coding region: 279-1121 (280 amino acids)
Source: RefSeq, a predicted model, not a curated record